GGCAGGCGGGGGUGGAGGCGACCAUGGAUGACCAGGGCUGCCCGCGGUGCAAGACCACCAAGUACCGGAACCCUUCCCUGAAGCUGAUGGUGAAUGUCUGCGGGCACACGCUAUGCGAGAGUUGUGUGGAGCUGCUGUUCGUCCGGGGGGCCGGAAACUGUCAGGAGUGUAAUACCCCGCUGCGGAAGAACAACUUCAGAGUGCAGCUUUUUGAAGACCCUGCCAUUGACAAGGAGGUUGAAAUUCGCAAGAAAGUAUUGAAAGUAUACAAUAAAAGAGAAGAUGACUUUCCCAGUCUAACGGAAUAUAAUGAUUUCCUGGAAGAAGUAGAAGAAAUUGUGUUUAACUUGACGAACAAUGUGGAUUUGGAGAACACCAAAAAGAAAAUGGAUAUGUACCAGAAGGAUAACAAAGAAGUCAUUCAGAAAAACAAGAUAAAACUGACUCGGGAGCAAGAGGAGCUGGAGGAAGCUUUAGCGGUGGAACGACAGGAAAAUGAGCAAAGGCGACUGUUCAUACAGAAAGAGGAACAAAUGCAACAGAUUAUAAAAAGGAAGAAUAAACAGGCACUUCUGGAUGAACUGGAAAGUUCCCAUCUGCCGGCCUCCCUGCUCUUAGCUCAACAUAAAGACAGAUCUACGCAGCUAGAAAUGCAGCUGGAAAAACCCAGACCAGUUAAACCAGUCACAUUUUCCACUGGCAUCAAAAUGAGUCAGCAUAUUUCAUUAGCGCCCAUCCAAAAACUGGAGGAAGCACUGUAUGAGUAUCAGCCACUGCAAGUCGAGACCUAUGGACCACAAGUUCCAGAAACUGAACUUCUAGGAAGGCUAGGAUAUCUAAACCAUGUCCGAGCCACCUCUCCACAGGAUCUUGCUGGGGGCUACACUUCCUCCCUGGCUUGUCACCGAGCCCUACAGGAUGCUUUCAGUGGGCUUUUCUGGCAUCCCAGCUAGUCUGCAUACACCGGCCUGGGAGCAGUGGGCACUGGACUGGAGCAAGGAGCAAGUCAAGCAAACCUCCAGUGAAACUGCUGCCAUCUGCACUAUCGUUAACCUGCUGUCACCUUUUUCAUAUAUAUAUAAAAUACUUAAGCACAGCUGGCUUUACUAAAGUGUUUUUUUUUUAAGUCUGCACAAGAGCUUUGUAAAGUGGUGGAUACAUUUUUGCGGAAGGGGAACUCUUUAGUCAUGUGGCACUUUGCUGAGAGGGGCUGAAGCAAUAAGCCACAUCUAAUGGAAGAUGUGAAUAAUUCAGCUAUGGAUGUUUGAGGUUUAAAAAAGAGACUUGUAAAUUUUUUAAAAUAAAA
Molecule: messenger RNA, 1306 nt
Organism: Terrapene triunguis (Three-toed box turtle)
Lineage: Eukaryota; Metazoa; Chordata; Testudines; Emydidae
Gene: MNAT1
Product: MNAT1 component of CDK activating kinase
Exons: 8
Coding region: 24-953 (309 amino acids)
Biological process (GO): regulation of transcription by RNA polymerase II; nucleotide-excision repair; positive regulation of cyclin-dependent protein serine/threonine kinase activity
Cellular component (GO): transcription factor TFIIH holo complex
Molecular function (GO): cyclin-dependent protein serine/threonine kinase activator activity
Source: RefSeq, a predicted model, not a curated record